Messenger RNA from Diabrotica virgifera virgifera (western corn rootworm), 6394 nucleotides. RefSeq lists its product as uncharacterized. Lineage: Eukaryota; Metazoa; Arthropoda; Insecta; Coleoptera; Chrysomelidae. The record is from RefSeq and is a predicted model, not a curated record. The transcript has 6 exons. The coding region runs from base 141 to 1367 and encodes 408 amino acids. Gene Ontology annotation, molecular function: Toll binding; growth factor activity. Gene Ontology annotation, cellular component: extracellular region. Gene Ontology annotation, biological process: regulation of Toll signaling pathway; innate immune response; central nervous system formation.
AAGUACGGACAACAGUUCUUCGCGUUCAGUCUCUUCAUUACAACAUAAUAUUAAAUAAGUUUGGGAGAAGAUUUUAUCGCCGAUUUUGUUUUAUUGUGUUUUCUAUUUUAUCGAAAGUGCUAACUGAUUUUUAAGAGAAGAUGACAAAGUGGCUGUUAAUUUCAAUUUUACUAUUAUACUAUUGCACACAUCUGCAAGCAGCGGAUAAUGAUUUAGAAGAUCCUCCUGAAGGUUACUACGCAUUUAUAGAAUCUCCAAAUGCUGAGCCUCCAAGAGUACGCCCACCGCCAUAUACACAUGUGCUUGUCGAUUGCAGAGAAGAUGAUUCAAGAUCACCUCAAGGUUCCUUAUUCAAUCUUUGUGGCGACUUAAAUAAAGGAACCAUUCCUAAAAACCCCAUGGGACAAAAUGUUUUGGGCUCUCCAUAUCCAUUUGAACUGAUUAGAAACAUGACACUGAAAUAUCUCAGUCGAACGUUACCAAUUCUUAAGGCGGACGAAACCUUACCAAAAGUUGCACAACUACAAGACGAUUACAUCAACCAAAAUAGUUUAUACACCCAGCAUCCCAAUGAUAGGAAUGAUCGAUCAAAACGAAGUGCAAACUCUACAGAUCCGCCAGCAACUGCAGCACCAUCAACUGAGGUACCAUCAACAAAUGAGACAUCAACUGCCCAGGUUUCCUCAAGACAAGCGAGAAAAUUCUGCGACCAGGGAGGAGUAUUUUGUAUGCUUUACAAAGCUAUAAACGGUGAAUCCAAUGGACCUUCUACUUCUCAACAACUACCACUAGAGAGACGGGACGAGGCACCUCUUACCCAACCUCGCUACGAAGGACCUCCUACCCCUUGUCCAGCUAAAGUUGAAUAUGCUACGCCUGUUUUCGCGAAGAAUUACCAAGGAGUUUGGAGAUACGUGGUUCAAAUUCCUUAUGAAGGAUACUUCACUCAAACUGUUGAGGUUACUAGAUGUUUACAAGCUCGUUGUCAUUACUUAGACGGUGGAUGUUUAUCCAGUCCAAGAUGGUCAAGUCUCUUAGUCGCAGAAAUUUACUACCCAGACACAGUUUUGAGCAGCAGCGAUACUGCAAAUCCCCAAAGAAGUCCUGUUGCAGCAUCUCAGCCGCCUUCUGUGCAAGAUUUUCAGAAUUACCAACAGUACCUGCACAAAAGAGCCGGUUUGCAACCAUCUUCUAUAGAUGCUGGAACGACACAAAGACCGUCAUCUCAAUGUGACGGCAUAGAUGCAUUGGGAUGCUUCCAAGUACGACUUUACUAUGACUGGUUCCUUAUUCCCGGAUCCUGCAAGUGUUGGCGCCCUGAUUAUUUCAACAAAUACGUUAGACGAAAAUCAAAUACUGAUCUGUAAAUUAGGGCUUAAUAUAUCCACUGCUUCAAACUAUUUGGUAAAGAGACAAACUAUGUGGUAGAACAUUUUUUUUAAAUAUUUAUUUCAUCGUGUCCUGCAUUCAGAGGCAGGCCUAAAUAGAACACCAACUCAAAGACAAAAAAAGAGAUAAACCCAAACAACAUGAAAGCAUAGGUAAAUAAUAAUUUAUUAGUGCAGUCACUGAAGGUGGAUGUGAGCUAUUACCUCCGAUUUCGUUGAACCUUCAUCGAUUUCCAUGAAAAUUGGUGAGUGGUUAGAGGAUAUCUCAAGGAACAAAGGUGACAUGGUGCCAACUUGCGCUUUUACCCUGGGGGUGGAUGCCCCCCUCUUCGGGGGUGAAAAUUAUUGUAUUAAAAAUAACCCCACAAUUGUAUAGAGGGACAAAUUAUAAGCAAAAUUUGUUAUAUAAAUUUAUUAAAAUAAUUCAAAACUUUUUAAGUUAUUAAAGAUCAAAGAUUUUAAUUUUUCGUGAGAAAAAUGCAUGUUUUUAACUGAUUUUUCAUAAAUAACUCAAAAAUUAUAAGUUUUUACAAAAAGUUAUUAUUAUCAAAAUUGAGGCUAAUAAAAAAUCAAAUAGACUCCUUACUAGAAAAACCUUUCAAUGUUAACUAAAAGUGAGUUAUAGGUAAUUGAAUGUAUAUUUCUUUCGUCGAGUACCCAAAUCUAAGUAUUCAAGUUUAAAUACCGGGAAAAUGAUGCAUUUUAUAACAUAAACUUAUUAAACAUUUGUCAAAGUUCAUAGAAUAAUCUAUCAAAUAAGCCCUCGAACAAGUUGAUAGCAUUAAAAUUUAUGCACCAAAAAUGUUUCAAAAUGUAUCUUUUAAAAAUGUUUCCAAAAAAUGUUAUUGUUUUUUGUAAAUGCAUCCGUUAAUUUUUAAGAUAUCAGGUUCACCUAAAAUCUAAUUAAUAGUUCAUUCAAAGAGCUAUUAAAAUACGUCGAAAUUAGCCUUUUAAACCUCUUACUUUUUUAAAAAUAAACGGUUAAAUUGCCCCGGUUACAUGGUUCUCGCAGCAGAAUUGAAAUUUUAACGUUUCUAUCUCGGUUAUUUUUUAUUCUACGGAAAUAGUAAACUGGGUAAAGUAUUUGGAACUAAAAAACUAAAAUUUAGUUAUAUAUAAUUUUUUAUGUAUAUUGAGUAUUUUCGGAGUUAUUAUCAAAAGAAAUGAAAAGUACGAUAUUUUUAAAAAUUCUGAUUUUUUUAAAUUAUAUCUUUUUGUUCAAAAAUAUGCAUUCUAAACCGGUCAAAAUUGUUGAAAUCAUUAACUAUGUUAACCUAAAGAAAUUCUUUUGAGGAUUACUACAAAUUUUAUUUUUUGUGAAAAUGGCAUAUGUUUUAUUUUUCACUUAUUCCUAAAAAAAUCGAAAGGGUUCUCUUAUUUUCAUCAUAACUUGCUUAAUUUUAAUGCUAUUAGCUUCUACUGGAGCUCAUUUGAUAGGCAUUCCGAAGUAUUUUGACAAGUGCUUAACAAGUAUAUUCUAUAAAAUGUAUCGUUUUCCCGUUAUGUAAGCUUAAAUACGUAGAUUUGAGUACUCAAUUACCCAUAACUCACUUUAAAAUAACAUUAGUUUAGUUCUUUAAGUGGGAAGUGUAUUAAAUUUUUUAUUAUCUUUAAUUUUGGUAAGAAUAGCUUUUUUGCAAAAGCAAAUAGGUUUUGAUUAAUACGUGAAAAACAGCUUUAGACAUGCAUUUUUUUUAAGAAAAAUAAAAUCUUUGAUAUUUAAUAAUACAAAAAGUAUUGAUUUAUGUUAAUAACUUUAUAUAACAAAUUUUGCUUAGAAGUUGCCCCUCUAUCGAUUUCUGGUAUUAUUUUUAAUAAAAAGAUUUCACCCACGGAAAGGGGUGGCAUCCACCCCCAGAGUAAAAGCACAAGUUGGCAUCAUGUCACCUUUGUUGCUUAAAGUAUCUUCAAACUACUCACCAAUUUUCAUGAAAAUCGAUGAAGGUUCAACGAAAUCGGAGGUGAAAACCUUCAGUGACUCCACUAUACAUAUAGGUAUGCAUUAAGUUCCCUUAAUGUUUCCAACUAACGGUUUUUUUGGGACGAAUUUGUCUAUCUGUGGUGGUUUUUAAUUUAAAGUAAUUUGAUUUGUUUAAUUUUAUCUUAUUAAAAAAAUGCAUAGAGCUUCGUUUACUACUCAACGUAGUGUGUGGACGCACGAAGUGUGUGGUCCCCCGAUCUUAAGUUUCAUUGCUUGUCACUCGUUUCUAUUUUACCAUUAGGCCGGGUUGUGAUGCCACAGCAUCAAAAAAAAAUUCUGAUUCAGUUUCUGUUCGCAUUUCUGUUCAAAAAUGUCGCCUAUAAACAAAUCUGAAGGGUGUCGGAUGAAAUUUUUGUGUCAGAAAUAAUUUUUUUAAAUAACUGCCAAAAAACACUUUUUUGCCCCGCAAAAGGUUUUUUUCUAGAUUUUUUGGAUCCUAUUGAAUAAAAAAGUUGAUAGUUUUUGAGUUAUUAAGAUUUAAAAUUCAUAAAUUCGAAAAUAUGAAUUUUUGAGAAUUGAAAACUCAUAUGCACCUAAAUUAUAUUUUUUAGAUUGCCAAGUGCCUAAAUUGAAGUUCAAACAUCCAGUUUAAAAGAUUAUGUAGACUAGAGUCUAGAGUAAUCGAGGCUUAUUUCAAUUUAGACCGUUGUUUUUAAUUAUUAAUUAUGCGCGUCUUAGUCGCACUUAUUCUAUACAGGGUGUCCCGAAAAGAUUGGUCAUAAAUUAUACCACAAAUUCUGGGGUCAAAAAUAGGUUAAUUGAACCUCACUUACCUUAGUACAAAUGUGCUCAUAAAAAAAGUUACAGCCCUUUGAAGAUACAAAAUGAAAAUCGAUUGUUUUCAAUAUAUCGAAAACUAUUAGAGAUUUUUUAUUGAAAAUGGACAUGUAUCAUUCUUAUGGCAAGAACAACUUAAAACAAAAUUAUAGUGAAAUUUGUGCACCCCAUAAAAAAAUUAUGGGGAUUUUGUUCCCUUAAACCCACCCAAACUUUUGUGUACGUUCCAAUUGAUUCAUUAUUGUGGUACCAUUAAUUAAAACACAACGUUUUAAAAAAAAAUUUGCCUCUUAGUAUUUUUCGAUAGGCCAGUUUUAUCGAGAUGCGGCUUCUUUUUCAAUAUAUUUACGUAAAAAUUGUAUGGGGGUUUUGUUCCUUUAAACCCCCCAAAUGUUUGUGUACGUUCCAAUUAAACUAUUAUUGUGGUACCAUUAGUUAAACACAGUGUUUUUAAGACUUUUGCCUAUUAGUCUUCUUUUUAUAAGUCACCUUUUAUCGAGAUGUAGCUUCUUUUUCAAAAUAUACCUAAAAAUGUAAAUUAUAAAUAAAUUUUCAGAUUAUUAACAGGUCUCUAUAGCCGUACUUAACCAUAUACAAAUAUGUGGUGGAUUCGACAAAUAUUCAAAAUAUCUCGAUAAACACUGACUUAUCGAAAAAGUACUAAGAGGCAAAAAAGUUUUAGAAACAUUGUGUUUAACUAAUGGUGCCACAAUAAUAAUUCAAUUAGAACGUACAGAAAAGUUUGGGGGGGUUUAAGGGAACAAAACCCCAUAAAAUUUUUAUGGGGUGCACAAAUUUCACUUUAAAUUUUUUUUAAGAUGUUGCUGCGAUAAAAAUGCCACAUGUCCAUUUUCAAUAAAAAAUCUCUGAUAGUUUUCGAUAUAUGAAAAAAAACCCAUUUUCAUUUUGUAACUUCAAAGGGCUGUAACUUUUUUUGUGUGCACUAUUGUAUAUAAGUAAGUGAGGUUCAAUUAAUCUAUUUUUGAUCCCAGAAUCUGUGGUAUAAUUUAUGACCAAUCUUUUCGGAACACCCUGUAUAUUAUACGAAAAAUUCUAAAAAAUACUUGACAUUUAUUAAAAUUUUGUAAUUUAUCAUUAACAUAGUUUUUCAAAUAGUUUAUUUAUUUAUUAAAUUAAUUUUUUAAUUUAAUAAUAAUUUAUUAAUAUUAAUUAUAAAUGUCAAGUAUAUUUUGGGGAAUUUUUCGCGUAUGUACGUACGAGUAUAAUAUAGGCAUCUAUAUAAGUGCAACAGAGACGUACCAUACAAUGCGACUCGACUUAAAAAUCGAGUGGACUAGCAUAAUGAUGGUGAAAGAUCCCAACCUCCUAUGUCAAUUUUUGGAUAUUUUGUUUUGUUGCCCUAAAAUUAAAGAGAAAUAUGUGUUUUGACUGUUUACAAGCUCCUAUGUCGUUAAUUCAGGUAUGGCCAUCUAUAAGCCAAUUAAUAAAAUAACAACAUAGGAGCUGUAAAUAGUAAAAAUAAAUAUUUUUCUUUAAUUUAGGGUAACAAAACAAAAUAACCAAAAAUUGGCAUAAGAGGUUGGGAACUUUCACCAUCGAUAAUUAACUAUUAAAAGCCAAUGGUCUACCUAUAUUAAAAUAAACCCGAUUACUCUUCAGACUUGAAACUGAAUGUUUAAGUUGCAAUUUAGGUACUUGUAACCUCAAAAAUAAUAAUUAUCUACAUAUGAGUUUUCAAAUCUCGAAAUUGCGUAUUUUCGCAUUUUUCAGAUUUUAUAUCACUUAUAAAACUCGAAAACAAUCAACAUUUGAGAAAAAUGGGGGAAACCUUUUUUAUUUAGUAUGACUCAGAAAACUGAAAAAACAUUUUCUGGAGCAAAAAAGGUGAUCUUUUGAAUUUGUUUAAAGAUUUUUUUAAACAAUUUCUACCCAAAAAUUUCGCACACCCUUCGGAUUUGUUUAAAGGGGAUAUUUUUGGACAUGAAUCCGCAAAGAAGCCGAAUCAAAAAUUUUUUCGUAUGGGAACGGCCUAACGUCAUAGUUUAAUUUUAUCAUACUUCUGAGCGAUCCACCCCUCCGUCCGUAGGCUGCGACACCCCGCGAUAAGAAAUAGUCCAAGAGACAGCGCUGAAAAAUCUCUUUGAAUUUACUAAAGCUAGAUUUUUCAGUUGAUUAUUGUGAUUGUGUAGAUAAACAUACUGCGGUCGGUCAAGCGAAACGUAGAACAGGGGUUACUGAGAGGGUAUCAAAGUUGCUUUCCUACGAAGGUAAUUAAAUCCAUUCACUA